CUCCUUUUUUACUUGCUUGGCAGCACAGAUAAAUACCAAUCUUUGUGAUAAGUUCUCUGUCGGACACUAUCCUAUGCUUCUUUGGGGCCCACCUUCUAAGUUUGUAUCUGGGAGUUGGAAGCCAAAGCAAGAAAAGAGUGAAAUACAUUCCAUUGAUGAUGGACGGACCGCUGAUCGCUUACUAAACUGGAUAAAUAAGCAACUGGGCAGCUCAUAUGGCUUGGAUGACGAGAAAUAUGAGAAGGAGCAUCUUCACACAAAUAUUUCUGACCCUGGACAGAUUGCACGUGCUGUAUAUGAUGUUGAAGAAGCAACAUCCACUGCCUUUGAUAUUAUUUUAGAGCAGAAGAUGAUUAAAUCAGAGACCCGAGCAUCACUUAUGAAAUUUCUUCAGCUUUUGGUGGUUCAUCACCCGUCGAGAAGGUGCCGGAAGGGAACUGCAGAAAUACUUGUAGACCUUGAUGAUUUGUCAGCCAACAAGGAACUUGCCAGUCUUAGCCAAAAAGGUGUAUUUGGGAAUUAUCAGAUUUGUGGAAAAGAAAUUCCUCGUGGAUAUUGGAUGUUUUGUCGUGGCAGCAAGAAUGAGACUAGAGGUUUUAGUUGUGGGUUGUGGGUUUUAAUGCACUCACUUUCUGUGAGAGUUGAUGAUGGAGAAAGUCACAUGGCUUUCACUGCUGUAUGUGAUUUUAUUCACAGUUUCUUUAUCUGUGAGGAAUGCCGACAGCACUUCUAUGACAUGUGCUCAAGCGUUUCUACCCCUUUCAAGAAAUCUCGUGAAUUUGUCCUCUGGUUAUGGAAUGCGCACAACAAAGUUAAUGAGAGACUAAUGAAGGAAGAGACAUCCCUAGGAACCGGUGAUCCUAAGUUUCCAAAACUUAUUUGGCCUCCUAAACAGCUUUGCUCUUCUUGCUAUCGUAGUCAAAACGCAAAAGAUAAUCAUAUUGAUUGGGAUCAUGAUGAGGUUUUCAAGUUCUUGAGCAACUAUUAUGGGAAGACAUUGAUCUCUCUGUACAAGGACAAGGAACGUCUCGGGGAUGGACAUACAGAUAGAGUUGUAGCUGAAGAUUUAGCAGUUUCGACAAAUGCUGUUGCAGUGCCUGUUGGAGCUGCACUGGCAAUCGCUAUUGCAAGCUGUGCGUUUGGAGCGCUUGCCUGCUACUGGAGGCAACGACAGAAGAGCCGGAAGUAUAAAUACCACCUACACUCCUUGAAAAAUAUUUGAUUGUAAAGAGGAGUAACAAGUUCAUUCAUAAUUCAUUUAAUGGCGAGAGAAAAAAUUGGUGGGGGGGGGAGCAGAGGAGUAAGAAAUAAAAUUACGAAUGAUAUGUAAGAGGAUAUAGGUAUUUGUGUUUCAAGGAAAUUAAUAUUCUUAUUCAUUUUUUUUUCUUUAACACCAACAUUUCAGGCCAAGAAGAAGCUGGAACUGAACUUCUUGUUAACAGGAGAGAUUUGUGUAUAUGAGCAUCAGUUAAAAGAGAUUGAAAUCAGGCCAUGUACUGGAAACAAGUUGAAAGCCUGGAGAGGAUAAUUUUCCAUAUACAUUUCUUCUGGGGUCUCUCUUUCAGAUUGUACAGGUUUUGUUAUUAAAUAUUAGAAGUGUGUCAUAUGAUUAUUGAGAUUUUGAUUUAAACGUCGAUUUUUCUCCCACAUAUGAUGUAUUUUUAUUUUACAGAAAAGUGAACUGUAGCAAUUAACAUGUAAUGCUAAUAUUUCAUCAACUUUUAUCGUAAUCUAUUAAAAGAUUGAUUUUAA
Olea europaea var. sylvestris is the source of this 1752-nucleotide messenger RNA. Its product is annotated as sulfhydryl oxidase 2-like. Gene Ontology annotation, molecular function: protein disulfide isomerase activity; flavin-dependent sulfhydryl oxidase activity. NCBI's taxonomy places the organism in Eukaryota, Viridiplantae, Streptophyta, Magnoliopsida, Lamiales, Oleaceae. The transcript has 8 exons. The record is from RefSeq and is a predicted model, not a curated record. Gene Ontology annotation, cellular component: Golgi membrane. Gene Ontology annotation, biological process: protein folding. The coding region runs from base 74 to 1222 and encodes 382 amino acids.